GGCCUGCACUUCGGGAUCCCAAGCGGAAGCCGCGCGGCCGCUGUCUGUGCUUUUAGCUUCGGGUCUUGCGGCAGCGGGAGCCGCCAUCAUGGUGCGGAAGCUUAAGUUCCACGAGCAGAAGCUGCUGAAGCAGGUGGACUUCCUGAACUGGGAGGUCACUGACCACAACCUACACGAGCUGCGCGUGUUGCGGCGUUAUCGGCUGCAGCGGCGGGAGGACUACACGCGCUACAACCAGCUGAGCCGGGCUGUGCGUGAGUUGGCGCGGCGCCUGCGCGACCUACCCGAGCGCGACCCGUUUCGCGUGCGCGCCUCGGCCGCGCUGCUGGACAAGUUGUAUGCUCUCGGCCUGGUGCCCACGCGCGGCUCACUCGAGCUCUGCGACUUCGUCACGGCCUCGUCCUUCUGCCGCCGCCGACUGCCCACCGUGCUCUUGAAGCUGCGCAUGGCGCAGCACCUCCAGGCCGCCGUGGCCUUCGUGGAACAGGGCCACGUGCGCGUGGGCCCCGACGUGGUCACUGACCCCGCCUUCCUUGUCACACGCAGCAUGGAGGACUUUGUCACCUGGGUAGACUCGUCCAAGAUCAAGCGGCACGUGCUGGAGUACAAUGAGGAGCGCGAUGACUUCGAUCUGGAGGCCUAGCCGAUUGUCCCUGCCUUUCGAAGAUGGGAAAGCUGAGACCUGAUGCUUGAGAUUCUGUGAGGGCGCUUGCCCCAAGAGUGUAUCGGCCAAGUCGUUGGUUCUUAAGAACUUUGUCCCUCAGCAGCAGGUCACGCACAGAGCCAAAGGGUACGGCCGUUUUCCAUAAACUUUUCUUGGUCCUUGGACUAUUGAUAAUUACAUUACUGAUUUAAGAGACAAUGGGAAGCGGUUUUGUGCGGCACUGCGGAAUUGUUAGAUUAUGUACCUGAAACAUUGUAGUGCGAAGGAACUUUGAGCCCCUCCCCUCCCCCUAGCUUUCCCUUUAUUAUCUUGUAGCAGGACAGUUUGGUUAAACCUGUUUAAUUCGAGUACUUGCUCUUGUUUUGUGAUUAAGCUAUGUGCAGACGAUGGAGAGUCUGGUCUCAAGUUUUCAUAAAAUGGGUGAGCUUAGUAUUCAGGGACCCACCCGUGCCUAAAGGGAUGCUUUCCUAAUGCCAAUAAAUGGCCCAACUUUUGUAAGAGCAAA
This is a messenger RNA of Lynx canadensis (Canada lynx), 1169 nucleotides long. RefSeq names its product IMP U3 small nucleolar ribonucleoprotein 3 (gene IMP3). Gene Ontology annotation, biological process: rRNA processing. Bases 89 to 643 code for a protein of 184 amino acids. The record is from RefSeq and is a predicted model, not a curated record. The transcript has a single exon. Gene Ontology annotation, cellular component: small-subunit processome; small ribosomal subunit; Mpp10 complex. NCBI's taxonomy places the organism in Eukaryota, Metazoa, Chordata, Mammalia, Carnivora, Felidae. Gene Ontology annotation, molecular function: snoRNA binding; rRNA binding; structural constituent of ribosome.